UUGAAGAGUCGGUUCUGGAGAUGAGAUGUACGAUUAUACUGGCGGUGCUGGUCAGCCUGGCGUACAGCACUUGCUUCUUUAACGGAGAGAUGUGCGAUCAGAAAUACGGUUGUAGCUACGGCUGUUACAAUCAAAAGUGCUGGAAGCAGUGUAACAGACACCCGGGCAACCUGUGGACUAAACCGGAGACUCACUGUUCGGACAGGUAUUCCUGGAAGAAGGAGUGGUGCUUCAUUAAAGGCAAAGACGGUCCGAGGAAAAAAAGUAGAGUUUCCUGCUUUGAAAACGAAGACUGUAAAGAUUAUGGAGCAACGCCGCCCUGUGGUAGUUACUGCAUCGGCAUGUGAUUACACUGUCAGAUUGUACAACCAAGACUCAUUUAACUGUACUUCUGUCUUAUUUUAAUAUUUUGUUUAUCAUAAUUUAGCCAAGUAAUUGGUAAACAGUUUUACUAACUAGUUAAUUAACCAA
Messenger RNA from Bolinopsis microptera, 471 nucleotides. RefSeq lists its product as uncharacterized. The record is from RefSeq and is a predicted model, not a curated record. Bases 21 to 347 code for a protein of 108 amino acids. Lineage: Eukaryota; Metazoa; Ctenophora; Tentaculata; Lobata; Bolinopsidae. The transcript is spliced from 3 exons.